Messenger RNA from Rotaria socialis, 816 nucleotides. The record is from the annotation of a GenBank genome assembly. NCBI's taxonomy places the organism in Eukaryota, Metazoa, Rotifera, Eurotatoria, Philodinida, Philodinidae.
AUGGAUAGUGGGUUGUAUUUCUUAUGUAUUCUUGUUCUUUCUCUUUCAAUCGGGCCAUUAUGUAACUGUCAAACCGGCCCAUCUAUAACUCAACCAAAAUUGAUAUCUAUUAUUCCGAUCAAUUCUACAGCUUUAACUGUAAAUUGGGCAUUCGCUGCUACAUCGAUUGAUCAAUCUGAUCUCAUAAGAAUUUAUAUCGUCUUUUAUGAAUUUUUCUAUUCUUAUAAUGCAACAUACGCAUCCAACAAUUAUACAUUUACAUCGGCAAAUAAAACAAUAACUAGUUUAACGAAAAAUUUCGACUUAGUUAAUGCUUAUUAUUAUGUUUGCUUUUCAUCGAAUUCAACAGUAACAAAUGUUAGCGUAUUUCUCUCGAUUGUAAAUAUUUGCACUUUAACGCGAACAUGUCUACGUUCAAAUGCAGCAUGCCCCGGGCCAUCUUCCGUAACUGUUCUUGCGAGCAGUAUUUCGUCGAAUUCGUUUACUAUUUCAUAUUUUUGGCCAAUCGAUUUACCUUAUUCAUUGAAUUCCAUUAAGGCACAAUUGAUUAACAAUGGUCAAAUAGGCGCGAGUACAGGUUCUACGCAGAAUACGACGUACACUAUUCAAUCCUACCAAUUUACUGGUCUACAACCGCUAACAACUUAUACAGUUAAUGCUAGUUUUAGUUAUAGUAUUCUUACAAUGGCUGCACAAACAAAUACAACAAUUUUAUCAGUGACAACUUCGUAUUCAUCGAAACUAUCGUAUACCCGUGAUCUGAUAUCGUUUUGCUUUUCUUUCUCGGUGAUAUUGUUUUAUAUAAAAACUUCAUAA